UUGGAGCUACACAGAUGAGCAAAAAGCAUCAUUUUGCUGAACGCUAUUAAAGCUAGUCAAGAUAAAGCAGACUUAAUUUAUUACAUAUGAAGAUUAUGCUCAAUGUUUAUAGGGCCUCAAGGUCAAAUUCAUUUCCUCAAUCUUUUAGUCGACCUGUUUUGCUUUCUCCGCCUUCUUUUUCAGUCACAUCUCAUACAAGGCGACACGCGUGUCUCAUUCCAGUGACUCCAGGUAAGCUGCUUUUGAUUCAAAACAUUUCUGCAAGCUGCGUGAUUUUCUAUGUGCAUCCUCUGUUAAGUGACUUUGCUUUGUAAAGCUGCAUCGUAUGGAUAGAAAUAUUUGGAAUGUUAGGUCACUGUUGUGUACGUGUGCGAGAGGAAGACCAAAGAGGAGAUUUAUGCACAUGGUGAAUAAGGACAUGAGGUUUGUAGGUUUGAGAGAAGAGGAAGCAGAGAACACGGUGAGAUGGAGGAAGAUGAUCUGCUGUGGUGACCCCUGAAGGGAGAAGCCAAAAGGAGAAGAAGAAGAAGAAGGUCGCUGUCGUGAGAGAAUGUUGAGAUUUCAAUGUUAUACACCUGAUCAGGAACAACAAAGAGUUUCUAUUUCAGAAGUUCUAAACCAAUCUUUGUCCGACACUAACUCCAGUAUUUAUUUGUUGGCAGCGUGUGGAAGCGAGCACAUUUUAUCGUUGUGGUCCAACUGGCAGGAUCUUGUUGAGUUGAUUGAAGUGAAUUUCACAUUCUCCAACUGUUUAUAUCUUCCAAGUGGUUCAUAAAUAGCGUUACAUUCCUUCAUCCCGGAUGUCUGGACCCUCUGUUGACCCUGAAAAUGGUCCUGGACAAGGGACGGUGACCAUUCCUAGAAUAAAUGGUCCCGACUAUAUGUGGUGCUCUUACUGCAAGAGGAACAUCUGCACUGAUGUUGGAUUCAAAAGAGGCAAACGGGCUUGGAUUACCUUCGGCAUCAUGGCGCUGUUUUUGUUGUGGCCGUGGUGUUUGAUCCCGCUCUUCGUGAAUAAAUGCAAGGACGUGCAGCAUUCCUGCCCCAUCUGUCAAGGAGUCCUGUAUCAACACCAGCGCUCCUGCUGUUUGGUGGGCAACGGCUAACAGGCUCGCAAGUGCCGCGUGUUUAGUGAUCGGACAUGACAGGAUGGAUGUUUCUGUAGAGAAACAGUGAGUUUGCACCUGCAACCUUUCCCAACUUGAGGUGGAUUCUCUCCCUUUCGUGCUGCUACUUUGACCAAACGGGAUCCAGUUCUUUGACCACUGUUACACUGGUUUGAUGCAAACCUGCUUCUUAGAUACAGUUUCUAUGUAUUUAUUUCAAAAGUCCUCAGCAAGCCACGCUACAUGACACUGAGCACUGUUGCUCUUUUGUGCUCGUCGCUCAAGCUAAAUAUACUUCUCAACUCAAAAGACAACAUUGUCUAUGACCUUUCAACCCGCCUAUAUAGCAUUUAUAAACUUCUUUUCUAAAAAGGCCUUUUUAUACACUGACUUUUGUUGUUGACGUUUCUUUGUAGUGUGUCAUACAGUAUGACGUUUUUACAGGACCUUGAAAUGCUAUGUUUCA
Molecule: messenger RNA, 1572 nt
Organism: Synchiropus splendidus (mandarinfish)
Lineage: Eukaryota; Metazoa; Chordata; Actinopteri; Syngnathiformes; Callionymidae
Product: cell death-inducing p53-target protein 1 homolog
Exons: 3
Coding region: 801-1106 (101 amino acids)
Molecular function (GO): zinc ion binding
Source: RefSeq, a predicted model, not a curated record